Messenger RNA from Hemiscyllium ocellatum (epaulette shark), 1329 nucleotides. RefSeq names its product solute carrier family 22 member 3-like. Lineage: Eukaryota; Metazoa; Chordata; Chondrichthyes; Orectolobiformes; Hemiscylliidae. Gene Ontology annotation, molecular function: transmembrane transporter activity. Gene Ontology annotation, cellular component: membrane. The coding region runs from base 1 to 1329 and encodes 442 amino acids. The record is from RefSeq and is a predicted model, not a curated record. Gene Ontology annotation, biological process: transmembrane transport. The transcript is spliced from 7 exons.
AUGUUAACCUAUGAUGAUAUUUUAAAGGACAUCGGAGAGUUUGGAAGAUACCAGAGGUGGAUUAUCCUGCUCUUGUCUUUAAAUGGGGUAACAUUUUCCUUCCUGACUGUUGCAUUUAUUUUCCUGGGAGUGACACCAGACCACUGGUGCAGGGGUCCCCCUGGCUUACUGGUGCUGGGACAAAGGUGUGGAUGGUCUCCGGAACAGGAGAAGAAUUAUACUGUGCCUCUGGAGAGAUCAGGCAGCCCCUCACACAGUCGCUGUGAAAGCUAUGGGAUAGACUGGAAUGCGACUUUCCUCAGCUGUGAAGAUCCUGUGUCAUUAAUCACCAAUGAUUCUGGAGAUUUGCUUCGCACACCUUGUCAAAAUGGUUGGUCUUUUGAUGGUUCACGAACAACAAUUGUCAGCGAGUAUGAACUUGUAUGUGACGAUGCCUGGAAGGUGGUUAUGUCUCAAGCAUGUAUUGAAAUCGGCUUUUUCCUUGGAGCGCUGAUCGCAGGCUAUUCUGCAGAUAGGUUUGGCCGAAAGCUUUGCUUACUGGCCUGUCUGGCUGGGACGGGAGUUUCUGGGAUUGCUGUUGCCGUUGCACCUACUUACCCAGUGUUUGUGAUUUUUCGAAUCCUACAAGGUUUAUUUGGAAGAGGGAUAUGCUUGACCAAUGCUGUGAUUGCAACAGAACUGGUUGGACCGAGAUACAGGAGAGUCAUUAUAGUUGUAACACAAGCAGCUUUCUCAUCGGGGAUAAUGAUACUUCCUGGUUUGGCCUAUCUAAUUAGAUCUUGGAAAGGAAUCCAAAUGGCCAUUACCAUUCCAAACUUUGUCCUGCUGCUUUACUGCUGCUUAAUCCCAGAAUCUCCUCGGUGGUUGUUGACACGCAAGCGGAUCAAAGAAGCAUUGCAGAUUGCCCAGAAAACUGCAGAACAGAAUGGCAAGAGUCUCCCAUCGACUUACAAAGAGAUGGUAAGAGGAGAGAAUAGUUCUGAAGAAAUAAAGAAUCCUUCCCUCCUGGAUCUGUUCAGAACACCACAAAUGAGAAAGCGAACACUUAUUUUAAUGUAUUCAUGGUUCACAAACAAUUUGGUGUACCUUGGGCUUAUCUUGCGUUUAGGAAUCCAAGGAGGCGACAGUUACACAGACCUCUUUGUCGUGGGUGCAGUGGAACUUUUAGCAACAAUCCUUGGCAUUCUGAUGGUCGAUCGUUUUGGACGGCGCAGACCCUCGUUGUUCUCCAACAUACUGGCAGGAACCUUCUGUCUAUUGGCGGCAUGUAUUUCACUCGGUAAGGGCUCAACAAUUCUGUACAGAAAUGCUGAUUCCUGGAACUUGUGA